GAUUUCCGGAAGUAAACAAAGAGCCCUAAGUCGGAAUUUACUUAACUAACUCAACUUGUUAAAAAUAAUGUAGUCGUAGAUCUACUAGAUUUAGCCGGCUCUAAUUUUACAAAGUGUAUCAGUGAAUAUCUCUUUAAAAGUCUUUAAGGUAUACUUCUUUUUUUUUCUGUCACGUUAUAGUGUAAUAAUUGAUUUUAGUGCAAUAAAUUAAAAACUCCCCAUUUGCAGACUACCGUGCCGUAUUGCGGUCUUAGUCUUAGGCCUAGGCCUAUUUGAAUUUGAUUUGCCUUCUUCGCCUUCACGUUUUUACUAUGCUGCCUUGCUUUACCUUAUGUUAUGAUAUAUAAUAUAUAAUAAUCAUGUAAAAUAUAAGACCUAUGGAGCUAAAACUACAAAUACAUUUGCAAUUAAAUAGAUUGCCAUCAAUUAAUUUGAGUCAGUAUGAUGUUUUAAUUAAUUUGUUUUCCAAUAUUAGUAAUUAGUAUUAGUAAUUAGUAAGUAAUAGUAUGAUUGUAGGCUACUUAACUUUCCUUGGUUUUAUGGCUUUAAAGCGAUUUAAAAAUAAAAGUAUUUAAGGAUUCAGAUUCACUAGAUCAACAAGUUUUUUUAAAAUUGAAUUCAGCUGAUGUUUAGACUAGACAGAAUUUUUAACUUUUUCCCAAUCUCAGGCUAAAUGUAAAAGUAAAAGCAAUAUAAUAUAUUAUAUACAAGAAGCAAUACAUAGAUUAUAGAUACACAUAAGUAAGGUAAGCUAAUUAUAGUAAAAUUAAUGUGAAAUUUAUAGGUAAUCUUGGCCUACGUUAGACAUUUUUAACAAUUAAACUUUUUUUAAUUACUGCAUUCAGUCAUUAUUUUGAUAUCUUGUGGCUUGUGGGAUCUGUCUAGUUGGAACCAUUUAAUGAAACGAAAGAUUCAGGAAAGUCAUAGACAUUAGUUUGAUUCUACACUUAAUAGAAACAGUGAUUCUAUAUAUCUUACCAAAUUGUCAAUGAGUUGCGCCAGUGCUCCUGCACUGUGUAGUCGCAGUACAUUCCAGGGGGUCAUCCAUAAAUCAUGUCCUUGUCUAGGAAUAGGUUGAAAUUCAAUAAUGUCUAUCCAAUUUUCUGUUUAUAAUGUAAUUUCAUAAAUAUAUUUUUUUUCCAUGACAGCAUCGUUAGCCUUGCACACAAAUUUCAACCUAUUCCUAGACAAGGACAUGAUUUAUGGAUGACCCCCUGGAAUGUACUGAGACUACACAGUACAGGAGCAUUGGCGCAGCUCAAUAGAAUAGAGUCUGGGGAUACCCCCUACAGCUCCCAGGGUAGCUACCUUUGUUUUUUUUGGUUCCUAGCCUUCUUACUGACAGAAUAACAGCAAUUGCUGAUUUUGGUCUGCCCUAGAUAUUUUCCUCCCAGUCCCCGCAAUAACUGAAGGGCAUUCCCUGUCUUCUGUUCACACUAGUUCUGAUGACUGCACUUAUGAGCUUAUUAACAUCAAUUUUUUAAGGAACAAGUUGGUUUUCCAUAAACCAACAAUAUAAAUAUUCCUAAAGUAUAUUGUAAUGCAUAACAAGAACUAGAUUAAUCUUAGAGCCAUCCAUUAACUUUAAUCUGUUGACUUUAACUUAUUUAUUAUUUUAAGGGUCAUUCUACUUAUAUUUCUAUAUAAUUGAUGAUCGAUAAAUUAAGGGGUACAAGCAGCAAUGUUGGGUACCAGUAGCUGUGUUUAACAUUGUUUUGUAUCAUGUUAAAUAUUAAUUUGCAUUUCACUGAAGAGAUAAUUUAUUUGUUUUUAAUACUCUUUUAGGAGCGAUGUUCAACCAAAUGUUACGGCAUUGGAGAACACUAGCGCGACUGACUUGUGGCGUUGCCCUUGUCUGCUUUUUGUUAUGGGUAUACUGGAGGCCAGCUGUUCAUGCAUAUAAAUUUGUCUUAAGCGCCGAGUACAGACGGUGUGUUCUUCAAAGUCGAAACUAUGAAUUAGAGGUAUAUCAAAUUAUCUUCAGCUCUGGGUGAAUAGCAGGGUGGCUUGAUUCAGUUAAGUGGGGCAGCUUAUCUUGAGGAGAAAGAAAACGCUGAAUAAAAAUCCUCAACUCUGAAUAAAAAAGCUCAACUCUGAACAACGUUGAGUGGGGUUAAAAUAUGAUGUUUCUACAAUAAACAGCUGUGUAAUUAGAGCUGCUGGAAUAAAUCGAGAAAUUAAUUUUUAAAAGCGCAUUGCUCAGCGCUGUAAAUUUAAUCUACAUCAGUCUACAUUUAAUAAUUAUACUUUUGGAAAUUAGCUUCAUUCAUUAAUAAAUACUGGUAUUUAAAUUUUUUUUUUUAAUAAUUGGUGCAAUGCGCAAAGUUGUCCAAAUUUUUUGAUUUAUUCAAUUUGAUUUCCAAGAGAUUAAUGACGUAUUUUACUAUUCCAGGAAAAGUCGACUCCUCUCUAUGUGACGCUUGAAUACCAUGGUAGAUUAGGAAACUGGAUGUACAGCUAUGCUUCCCUCUUAGGCAUUGCUAAAGCUAAUGCAUACAUACCAUACCUAUCCUCCUCACAUCCUCUUGUAAGCUAUUUUUCUCUUACCAAAAUACAGGCGAAUGAAGCAGAAUGUCUUCAGAAAGUUUAUGAUGAUCUGCCUUGUACCUACAAUCCCGAUUUUAUGAAUUUACCUGCUGGAAAUAUAUCUAUUGAUGGUUACGUGCAAUCUUGGAAAUAUUUUCGGUUUAUGGAUGAAGAAAUACGAAGAGAAUUCAAAAUGCAUGCACAUCUGAAGACUGCCGCAAGAGAGCAAUUUUGGGGGUAUGUUGGCAAAUACCUCAAAGAAGGUCGUUUGAUAAUCAGCAUCCAUGUUAGGAGGGGUGAUGUAUUAAGACCAGAAGCACGAAGACUGGGCUUCACUGCCGCCCCGAAAGCUUACUUUGACAAUGCCAUGAAUUAUAUGCUCGAAAGGUAUCCUCAUUCUGUAUUCUUUGUGACAUCUGAUGAUAUUCAUUGGUGCAAAGAAAAUAUCAUACCACCACAGAAAAAUGGUAUGCCAGUGCCAAUAGUGUUUUCGUCAAGCACAACUUCUUGGGAAGAUUUCGCCAUGUUGACAUUGUGCAAUCAUUCCAUCUUGUCAGUAGGAACAUUUGGCUGGUGGAGUGCAUGGUUAGCCAAUGGUCAUGUGGUUUACUAUAAAGAAUUUCCACUUCCAGACACCAAGAUUGAUUUUGAAACAAAUAAAGAAGAUUAUUUUCCAACUCACUGGGUUGCAUUAUCAAGCAGUCAAAGCAGUAAACAUUUAAAUCUAUAUUUCUAUUUUUUGUUUAUUCUAUUAGAAUUUUGUUUAAACCAAUUAUUUCAAUGUUGAACUAUUUUUUUUUGGUUAUAAACUCUGAUUACAUUGAAAGCCUUACCAUCUUAAAACAAACUAUAAGUAUUUCGUGACUCAGUCAUGGCUGAAUUUUCUGUUGAAUAAUACUUUAAAGUAAAGUGAAUAUGUUCUGAAAUUUCUUUUGUUUGAAAUAAUCCUUCAGCCCGCUUAUUCACAACUUAGUUUAUGUAUUUUGUUCUACUCAAGCUUUGUACUUUAACUUGAUCACAGUCAAACCUUUUAAUUCCUUGACAUAGAAGCUAUCACAGUCAAACAUUCUUAUUUCCUUGACAUAGAAGCCAUCACAGUCAAACCUUAAAAUUCCUUGACAUAGAAGCUAUCACAGUCAAACAUUCUUACUUCCUUGACACAGAAGCCAUAAUCACAGCCAAACGUUAUUAUUUCCUUGACAUAGAAGCCAUCACCGUCAAAUCUUUUACUUGCUUGACAUAGAAGCCUUUCAAUGUAAUCGAAUUAUGUAAACUUUAACAAAAAAAUCUAAAUGCUCAAAGUUCCGAGGCCCUUUUAGAAAAUUUGUCUAUGAUGAUAUUAGGGGGUGGUAAUGAAUUUUGUUUACAAAUGAAUUGUUCCCAUUUAUCGGUAACCUUUACUUGCAUUUGUGUUGAGAACGUUUUAAAUUUAAUUUUCCGGCACUGACAAGACAAUAUCAAAAACACAAUUUGUUAAAUUUGUUGUCACUCACGAAGAAAAUUGUGCAGAAUGUUUUUCUGUUUUCGUAAGUUACACAUACAUGUUCAUGCACUUUAUUUUCAUUCAUAGCUAUUCAAGCCAUUGUUUUUAUAGUGAUAGUUCACUUUGUGCUUUUUAAUUAAAUUUCUAGUAUAUUUCAUGGUGAAGUGUUACUGUAUCAAAAUAUGGCUUAUUUCAUUUGUUUUAAUGUCUGAAGAUAUCAAAAUAUGGCUAAUUCCAUGUGUUUUAAUGUCUGAAGAUAUCAAAAUAUGGCUUAUUCCAUGUGUUUUAAUGUCUGAAGAUAUCAAAAUAUGGCUGAUUCCAUGUGUUUUUAUGUCUGAAGAUAUCAAAAUAUGUCUGAUUCCAUGUGUUUUAAUGUCUGAAGAUAUCAAAAUAUGGCUUAAACCAUGUGUUUAAUGUCUGAAGAUAUCAAAAUAUGGCUAAUUCCAUGUGUUUUAAUGUCUGAAGAUAUCAAAAUAUGGCCUAUUCCAUGUGUUUUAAUGUCUGAAGAUAUCAAAAUAUAGCUUAAUCCAUGUGUUUUAAUGUCUGAAGAUAUCAAAAUAUGGCCUAUUCCAUGUGUUUUAAUGUCUGAAGAUAUCAAAAUAUGGCUUAAUCCAUGUGUUUUAAUGUCUGAAGAUAUCAAAAUAUGGCUUAUUCCAUGUGUUUUAAUGUCUGAAGAUAUCAAAAUAUGGCUGAUUCCAUGUGUUUUAAUGUCUGAAGAUAUCAAAAUAUGGCUUAAACCAUGUGUUUAAUGUCUGAAGAUAUCAAAAUAUGGCUAAUUCCAUGUGUUUUAAUGUCUGAAGAUAUCAAAAU
Lymnaea stagnalis (great pond snail) is the source of this 4819-nucleotide messenger RNA. NCBI's taxonomy places the organism in Eukaryota, Metazoa, Mollusca, Gastropoda, Lymnaeidae. The record is from the annotation of a GenBank genome assembly.